Molecule: messenger RNA, 789 nt
Organism: Aspergillus pseudotamarii
Lineage: Eukaryota; Fungi; Ascomycota; Eurotiomycetes; Eurotiales; Aspergillaceae
Product: 18S rRNA pseudouridine methyltransferase
Exons: 2
Coding region: 1-789 (262 amino acids)
Biological process (GO): rRNA base methylation
Cellular component (GO): nucleolus; small-subunit processome
Molecular function (GO): rRNA binding; rRNA (pseudouridine) methyltransferase activity
Source: RefSeq, a predicted model, not a curated record
AUGCAAUCAGAACACAAUGUACUGCAUGCUAAUCGCAUUCAAACUCCAGGGACUCAGUCUUGUCCGCCCCCGGAAUUACCCCAGCUCGUCGCCGAGCAACAUGUUCCCAUUGCCGCCAACGACAAGGAAACUCAACGCCUAAUCGUUGUCCUAUCCCAUGCUAGUCUGGAGACCUACCGUGCCUCCCAUGGUGGGCGCAAUGGCGCCGGUCGUGAUGAGAAGUACUCAUUGCUGAACAGCGAUGAGCAUAUCGGUGUGAUGCGCAAGAUGAAUAGAGACAUCAGUGAAGCUCGACCAGAUAUCACUCAUCAGUGUCUUCUCACUCUGCUUGACUCUCCUGUCAACAAGGCCGGCAAACUCCAAAUUUACAUCCACACGGCCAAAGGUGUCCUAAUCGAAGUGAACCCAAGUGUUCGAAUUCCACGUACAUUCAAGCGAUUUGCUGGUCUCAUGGUCCAGCUCCUGCAUCGGCUCUCGAUCCGCUCCACCAAUUCUCAGGAGAAGUUGCUCAAAGUCAUCAAGAACCCCAUCACCGAUCAUCUGCCCCCUAAUUGCCGCAAGGUGACCCUCAGUUAUGAGGCUCCGGUGGUGCGGACCAGAGAUUACAUUGAGUCUCUAGGUCCUAAGGAGAGCGUCUGUAUCUUUGUCGGAGCCAUGGCCAAAGGUCACGAUGAUUUUGCCGACACAUUCAAGGACGACACGAUCAGUAUCAGCAACUACAGCCUGAGUGCUAGCGUGGCAUGUAGCAAGUUCUGCCACGCAGCCGAGGAAGUGUGGGAUAUUGUAUGA